AUGUCGUCACCUGCAGUGCGCACUCAAUAUAUGGUAACAAAAAAUACUAAAUUCGAAGCUAAAUUAGCUCGAUAUUUAAUAUCUAAACCCGGUGAUCAACUACUCGGUUAUGAUGCAUGCAUAGAAAAGCAAGGAAAGAGUAUAAAUUAUCGUUUGAUUGUGUUGGGCCUUGAAUCACUGUAUUUAUCGGAUAAUCCACCGAAGACAGCUCAAUUGGAAAAACCAUUUAUUCAUUAUCGUGAUAUUCUACGCGCAGAAAUAAUUGAUGAUUAUCCAGAUUUUCUAUUUGGAAAUGAAAAAACAAAUGCAUUACAUAUGCGUUUACGUGUUAUAAUGCCAUCAAAUAAAAGUAAAAAAGAUAGAAAUAAAAAGUCGAAAUCAAUAAACGCGGAAGACAUGGAUACAAUACCAAGUUUAAUGAAUCCAUUCAUUUUAGAAAAUAUUAAUAGUUAUAUGGAACCAAUAACUCCAAGACGAACAACAUCAAAUCAUGAUGUAUAUCAAGCAUCAUUACCACAACUUUCAGCUGCUAUUCCAUUUCUUCUAUCAUCACCAUCAACAGCAACGCUGGGAAAAGAACCACUGUCUUCAUCUCGACGAACUGAUGAAUUGUCAGCAUCGGGAAUGGGUAAUGCUUCAUUGGAAUUUCAAGAACGUCUUGAAGAUUUAAAUCUUGAUACUGAUCGUUCAACUAUUCAAAGUUUACUUUCAACACCACGAACAUUAUCUAAUGAGCAGAGACUAAUGCUCAGAUCAAAAUCAGCUAAAGCAUCAUCGAAAAAAAAGAUAAACAGUGAUUCAAGUUGGAAUUCAGACUCACCAAGAUUUAAUCGUUAUGCAUUACAAGUACACAAAGAUGAUCGCUACGGCACUUUACAUACUCCACGAAGUACAUCACGUGGAACACCACGUUCACAUAUGAACGAUGACAUGACACUAUCAACAGCUCGAUCAACAUUAACAGAUUUAUCCUAUACGAGUAGUAUGACUCUUAGUGCUACUAAUAGUGAAGAAUCAGCUAUCUAUUGUCCAUCAGUGGAAGAAGUUCGCAGUCUUCGCGAUGAUAUUGCAGAAGAUAUGAGAGAAGUCGAUAUCUAUUUUCUUAGUUUAAAUGCAAAAAUUCCAGAAAUAUUAAGUGCAGCAUUAAGUAAUUAUGUUGUUAUUGCAACAUUACGUUUUCAAAGUGAUCCCGAAUUUUCAAUAUUAUCACAUGCUCGCCUUCAAUAUUCAGUUGAUGUUACAAUGACGAAAUUUUCUCAACUAAAAACUGAAAUCUUACAUUCGUAUAAAAAUCCUAAUCAAUUAAUUGGAUUAACAGGAGAAUUAUGUACUGCAUGUGAUCGAUAUCCUCAAGUGAAAGAACUUUUUUGGAAGGAUCAAGAUUUAUUUGUUUAUUAUAUUGCAGAAUUGAAUACAUGUUCUCAAGCUAUAUCAAAGAAUGAAUUUGAUGAUAGUACAAUAGAUGUUUCGUUUUCAAUUAUGGGACUAUUAAAUGAAGUGUUUUUGAAUACAUUUGUAUCAACUGAACGACAAGCACGAGUAACAGACAAUCAGUGCUCACAAAUUCAAGUUCUUGCUAAUUGUCUUUUGACACCGCCGAUCGCUUUACUUCCAACCGUACGAACAACAUCCGAUGGUUCAGGAUUUAAUGACAUGCUGAAAAACGCGUACAGAACAGUAUUGAAAUGGAUGUUUAUGUCAACUUCUCUAUUAUGGCAUAUCGGCGACAUCGUUCGUCGGCCAUCAUGGACGACGAAAAUUUUUCGUUUUCGACACUUUAUUGAAUCAUUUGAACAAGUACAACUUAAGGAUGAAUAUUUUGAAUUAUUUAUCGAUGCAAUAACAAGAAUGAUAAUUAACAACGAGAAGAACGAUCCUUUAAGUCCAAAACAUGCAUUAUAUGUUUAUCAAUUUUUUUCAAUUUUAUCAAUGUUAUUAGCUAAUUCAACAAUAUUAUCUCAAUACAUUCGUGAUCAAUACGUCGAAGAUUUCAAAUAUUUUUUAAAAGAAGAAGCCAUACUUUCAAGAAUUCCUGUUCAAUAUCCAGUCUACCGUUUUAUACCGGAGCUUAUCCGCGAUGUUCGUCAUCGUAUCUUAUAUGGUGAACCGAAAAUAGAUUUAUCGACCCGCGCUAAACAUCAUCAACUUAUUUAG
Molecule: messenger RNA, 2154 nt
Organism: Rotaria socialis
Lineage: Eukaryota; Metazoa; Rotifera; Eurotatoria; Philodinida; Philodinidae
Source: the annotation of a GenBank genome assembly